ACAAAUUCCGACAAAGCCUAUAAAACUGAAACAACUUGUGGAUAAAACCAAAAAUAACACUCUCACCAGGAAUGGAAUUUCUGAUGCAAUUGUUUUGCACUUUUCCAAAUUGGUGUAGAACAUGUUCAUAUGUGGUCAUCGAGAAAGCCAUCAGUGUAAUGAAAGUGCAAUGGGAACAAUGUGCAGAGAAAGAAAAGUAUAAUAUGACUGUGAAAAACUCAGCCAUGUCUUUGUUGUAUGAAGGCGAAGAAUCCUGUUGUGGAGGAAGCAUUGUCAUACGAUAUGUCACAAACAACAGAGAUGAAAUCAUAUCUUUGAUGACAAACGGAACUGGAACAGAGAACAACACGACUAAUUUCAGAACCAAGGAGGACGACACAACAAAAUUUACUUUAAUAACUAUUUUUGUUGUUGUUGCAACUAUCUUUGCCCUCGUGAUUUUGGGUUUCCUGUUGAUAAAACUUAUAAAGAAAAAAUCAAGUCAAAAUCGGAAGUAACACAAGUUUCAAAUGACGUUAACAGUACAAACAUUUGGAUAUGAUUGUUCCGUGUUAUAAAUAUAGCUAAGAGGAAGCUAGGUUGAAUUUUCCUUCAUUCCGAAUGGGAAGUUCAAAUUGGCUUUAUGUAUACAAUGAAGUUUAAAUCGAAUU
Saccostrea cuccullata (small rock oyster) is the source of this 650-nucleotide messenger RNA. RefSeq lists its product as uncharacterized. Bases 72 to 497 code for a protein of 141 amino acids. NCBI's taxonomy places the organism in Eukaryota, Metazoa, Mollusca, Bivalvia, Ostreida, Ostreidae. The record is from RefSeq and is a predicted model, not a curated record. The transcript is spliced from 2 exons.